AUGAGCAGCAAUUUGAAGAGACAAAGACCCGAAGCUUCUGAGCCAGAUUCUCAAGAGCUUCCUUCAAAAAAGAGCGAAUUAGAUGGCGACGGGCCACAGCUUCUUCGGCCAGCUGCGCCGCUUCCUCCGUCUCGACCGUCGUCUGGGCUUUUCAGACGAUCCUUUUUGCCCAGCGUCGAUUUGUCACAGAGCGAGGCGCUGCAAAAGCUAAAAGCGCAGCAAGAAGAGGAAAAAGCAAAAACGCCGCUAGUCCUUCUCGAUCCAAAAAGCCAGUUUCAACCAAAAGACGCCGAAAAAUUCACUGUCGAUGCGAAUACUGCUGCUGCUAAUGGAAGUGCGAAGCCAGGGGAAACUGCCGCUACUUUCGGUAAAUUCGAAAAAGAGGAGAAAGAAGAAGUAAAGGAAGAAGCUCCGAAGAAAGAGGAAAGUGAAAAGACGGAAGAAGUCGAAAAAGAGGAAAAUGGAAAUUCUGAAAGUUCAGAGAAAUCAUUAUUGAAAGAAAAGGAAACUGUUGACGAGCCAAAAGAAAAAGUAGAGCCAACGGCGCGAAAACUCAAUCCUUUCCAAAAAGUCGCCAGUGAAACAGCGAAAUCCGGCGGUUUUGGUUCUCUGAGCAUCACUAAAAGUUCCACCGAAUCAAAGGGGCUGAAUCCCUUUCAACGUCUGGCGGCAUCAGGCGGCGGCGGCGGUUUCGGAUUCAAAAGUUUUAAACCUAAAGAAGAAACGACAGAAAUCAAGAAAGAGGAAAAUAAAGAUGAAUCUUCCAUUGUUUCCAAUUCGCCAGAAAAGGUCGCGAAUCAGAAGGAACCAGUGGCGAACGAGAAAAUUGUGACGGGCGAAGAGGAAGAGAAAAAUGUUUUACAAGUUCCGUGCAAACUUUUCCAGUUUGAUAAGAAAGAAUCGACUUAUUCUCAAAGAGGAAGAGGGACGCUCAGGGUCAAUGAUUGUGGAGAAGGAUCUGAUUUCAAAUCGCGACUGGUUUUCCGAACAUCUGGAACACAAAAAGUCGCCAUGAAUAGUAAAAUUUGGGCGAAUAUGAGCGUUGAACAAGUUGGACCAAAGAGCAUAAGGAUAUCCGCCCAAGAUACGACGAAUCCAGAAGGCGGAGUCGGCAUUUUUCUUGUUCAAACGGCGCUGCAUGAUUCAAAAGAACUCUUCAAAGCCAUUGAUUCUAGGAUUAUUAAGAUGAAAACUGCAGAAUCGUCAAAUUUGAAAUAG
Messenger RNA from Oikopleura dioica, 1218 nucleotides. The record is from the annotation of a GenBank genome assembly. Lineage: Eukaryota; Metazoa; Chordata; Appendicularia; Copelata; Oikopleuridae.